ACUAAACGAUUCUUUUGAGAAGCUGAGAUGGAAGGAGAGAGCGUAAAACUACACGGAAUUUGGGCUAGUACAUACUCCAAGAGAGUAGAACUGGCCCUCAAACUCAAAGGCAUACCUUACGAGUACAUAGAAGAAGAUUUGAGAAAAAAGAGUCAAUUGCUCCUGAAAUACAAUCCAGUUCACAAAAAGAUUCCAGUACUUGUUCACAAUGGAAAACCUAUAGCCGAGUCGUACAUCAUCAUCGAAUACAUUGACGAAACUUGGAAGACUGGUCCUAAGCUGUUCCCUGAAGAUCCUUAUGAAAGAGCCAAAGUUCGAUUCUGAUUUAGCUUCAUCCAGCAACAGUUGUUUGAGAGCUUGGCACAAGUAGUGACGACUUACGGUCAGGUUGAAGCACAAGAACAAGCAGUGAAGGACGUGUUUGAGACUGAUUUGAAGAAGGAAUAUCUCACAGGAGGAGCUUCUUUCACCAAUGGAACGAAUUUGGGACUUCUGGACAUAUUGAUGGUUGCAACAUUCGGCCCUCACAAGGCUGAUGAAGAAGUGUUUGGUAUCAAAAUGAUGGACCCAGAUAGGAACCCGUUACUGUACUCAUGGAUUACAGCACUGAAGGAGCAUCCCUUAGCGAAAGGAAUAGACCCUCCUCAUGACAAGCAUGUUGAGCUCCUCCACUUUUUCAAACCAACAAAUCAAGCUAGAGGGACUGAAUCACAUUAACCACACAUUAUGCGACACACUCGUUGUGCACCUAGCAAUGCAAUAUUGAUCAGCUAGUCAUUACGGAUGGCUGGUUCAGCUGCAUACUCUUUUCAUGGUUUUCUAGAAAAAAUAAAUAUAAGCUCUGGCUUAGGCCGACCUUUCUGGGUU
Molecule: messenger RNA, 867 nt
Organism: Argentina anserina (silverweed cinquefoil)
Lineage: Eukaryota; Viridiplantae; Streptophyta; Magnoliopsida; Rosales; Rosaceae
Product: glutathione S-transferase U10-like
Biological process (GO): glutathione metabolic process
Cellular component (GO): cytoplasm
Molecular function (GO): glutathione transferase activity
Source: RefSeq, a predicted model, not a curated record